Molecule: messenger RNA, 1044 nt
Organism: Didymodactylos carnosus
Lineage: Eukaryota; Metazoa; Rotifera; Eurotatoria; Philodinida; Philodinidae
Source: the annotation of a GenBank genome assembly
AUGGUAAAUACCAAAGGAGAAUUGUAUUUAACUAACAUAAAACGAUCUUGCCCAGGUGCAUCACCAUUGAUUAAUUACUUGAAAUGGGAUUCUAAAGUUGAAAAAGCUGUUCAAUAUGUUUUCAAUCGUGACCAAGUCGCUCUUAAAGGUGGUUUAACUGGUGGUUAUAUUGAUCGUAAAAUAUCGCGUCUAGAAUUACAACGUACAAUAGAACAAUUACGAGCAACAUUAAACAACUUAGAAUUGAAAAAUGAUACAUUGAAACAAGGAAUAAAUCAACGUCAAUUAAAUGCGUUACAAACAACAAUGGAACAAAAAAAUGAAUCAUUGGAUGCUGAACUUGGUAGCGAGUUAAUAUCUCCAUUAUCCUUCGAAGACAAUAAAACCAAACUAGAACAUCAAAUCAAUAAUAAUUAUCGGAAAAAACGUGAACAAAUCAAUAUGGGUUUGGAACGAAUGCAAGUAGAAAACGCUCGUAUUUUAACUGAUGAACUUCAACGUGAAUUAGAUAUACUCAAUGAUAAAUUAAGUGAACAUGAAGAACAAAUUGAUAUACAUGAUAAGGUAGUAACCACCAUUGAUAAAGAAUUGAGAACAAAACAGAAAGAACUUGAACAAGUUCGAACAUCCGAUAAAGAUUUUGAUGAAAAAGUUAACGAAGAAAAACGAAAUGUCGAUAAAUAUGAAAUCAGAUUACGUCAAGCACAAAUGAAGAAAAAGGCAUUGGAUCAAUUUUUACAAUAUUCUGAUGAAAGAGAUAAAUUGGCUACAAGAAAAGAUGAAAUUGACGAAGCACAUAGAGAUUUUGAUAGUGACCAAGUAAAUUCCCAGAGUCAAUCUGGUUCAAUGGCUGUCGAUGAUUUUACCGGUGUUGGAAUUAAAGUUUCGUUUAAUGGUAAAGCAAACGAAAUGCGUGAUAUGCAACAAUUAUCUGGUAGUCAGAAAUCUUUGGUUGCUUUGCUACUCAUAUUCAGUAUAGAAAAAUGUGAUUCAGCACCAUUUUAUCUAUUUGAUAAAAUUGAUCAACCAUUAGAUCUACACUAA